Botrytis deweyae is the source of this 1668-nucleotide messenger RNA. RefSeq lists its product as uncharacterized. The coding region runs from base 1 to 1668 and encodes 555 amino acids. The record is from RefSeq and is a predicted model, not a curated record. NCBI's taxonomy places the organism in Eukaryota, Fungi, Ascomycota, Leotiomycetes, Helotiales, Sclerotiniaceae. The transcript is spliced from 4 exons. Gene Ontology annotation, molecular function: metal ion binding.
AUGGCCGUGUGUAGAUUUUGGCAGCAGGGGAAUUGCAGAAACGGAGCUGAUUGCAGAUUCGAACACUCCGAUCAAAAUGCCAACUCCAAUAGGAACGGCUUCAACAAUCGAUAUGCGCCUCUUCAAAAUCAACCUUCCAACCAAUCCAACUCCAAAAAUUUCAAUACACAACGAGGAGGAUCUGAGGCGCAUAUACCUUUCAGUCUCGAUAAAGCGACUAUAAAGCAAGACCUCACGACCGACAGACCUCAAUGGAUUCUUUCGGCAUACGGACCUGGGCGCCAUGCGCCAGAGCAGUUGUUCGGUGGACCAGCGCGGGAACAAAGUUUUGAGGAAAUGCGCCUUCUUCAUUACAUUGCGGUAGCUUCUGGCAAUGCUCAACCAGCCAUACAAGAUGCAGAGAGGCUAUGGCAAGAAGCAGAUCAGCAAAUUCAGACUGCGCUGAAUGAUAUAGAUGGCGCCAUAAAUUACAUUGUCGCCUCCGACAGUAAGCAUCCAAAUCGGAAUGAUAUUUGUCAACAGGGCACCUCCCCAGACCAAACACCAUGGGUCCAGAGGAGCGACCAUCCUCCUGUAAACAAUGCUUUUGGUGCAGCCAGUCAAACGACUACAUCAGCAUUUGGGCAACCGUCUGCUCAAAAUGGCUCAGCCUUUGGACAGCCUUCAAGUCAGAACCCAGGUGCGUUUGGUGGGCCUUCUCAAGGCUUUGGAGUUGCAUCGCAAGUUGGGGCAUCUGGUGGUUUUGGUCAGCCGUCCGCUUUGGGCCAAAAGCCAAGUGCCUUUGGUAGUACGUUUGGACAGCCUUCACAACUAGAGCAAAGGGCUGGGGCUUUUGGAAACCCUUCAGUUCUGGGACAGACACCAAGUCCGUUCGGUGCACCCUCGAAUGGUGCCAUGAAUUCUGGACAGGCAGGCUUCUCCAAUUUCGGCGGUACAAGUAAUGCUUUUGCUCAACCAAAUUCAAAUCCCCUGGUAAACCCCGUGGGAGGUGCUUUUGGUUCCAAUCCUCUUCUUCCUGGGAUCCAGCAAUCGCAAGUCAAUCUGAUAACGCAAAACAACAACCCAUUAGCGCCCGUUAACUCUUUUAGUCAGCCUACUCCACCAAAUCCAUUUGGCUCAAAUUCCGGAACUACCCAAGCAUUCGGUGCUCCUUCUCCAGCACCAAAUAACCCCUUUGGAGCUCCAAGUUCUCAAUCUAUGAAUGCGAUGCAGAACCAAUUUACAACUCCUGCUACACAAACACAGCAGUUUGGUAAUCAGCAAGGUGCUAGUAAUCUAAAUAUGAUCUCUGGCGCUCCCCCUGCGAGACUUGGCUCCAAUAUGAACACUUUCAGUCCAAAUUUUCGACCACCACCAAAUGAUAACAUAGUACCGCAUCCUCCAGCUGAAAGUUACAUAAGGACUCGGGGUGACAAGUUAGAGUCUUUCAAUGGACUCCCAGUCGUGUAUCAGGACGGAGAGCCAGGGACAUCCGUAAAUGGUAAGUGGCACAAGAUAUGGUGCGCAAAGGGGUAUGCAGGGCCAAACAAAACUACCGAAAUUGAAAACGUGGCUUUUGAUGAGCCGACAACAGCUGCAUAUCUACAGGCCAGACGAACAGGAGCUUUUCCAGGUGGUGUUAUGCCUAUGAUGCCACCCAAGAGGGAAUGGUGCUUGUUCAACUUUUAA